This is a messenger RNA of Hydatigera taeniaeformis, 1098 nucleotides long. Lineage: Eukaryota; Metazoa; Platyhelminthes; Cestoda; Cyclophyllidea; Taeniidae. The record is from the annotation of a GenBank genome assembly.
AUGGAACCACAAACUGUUUACUACUCUGGAACUCCAAUGACCCCGCCCCAGGGCGUACACAUUGUAAAAGCCGGCAGUCAAUUCGUGCAGCCAUCUGGGAGUGGUGCUACGCAACCUGUCUACUAUGCCUCCGGAAGCCAGGCACAAUACCAUCCACAACAAGUGUCAAAUGCAUCGACAACGACGUCUUCUAUGACAUACAACCCACAACAGCCACAGCAAAAUUUCUACACCGUACAGCCCACUCAAUAUACUUCAUCUGCAGUUCCAAAUAGUCCACAGGUCUACACAGUGGGCGCCUCGUAUCAGCAACAACAGGCCACACCGCAGUAUCAAAGCUUAUCCCAGGGCCAACCUCAAUCGCCACAGCUAUUCUACUCACCAUCGCAGCAAUCGUCAUCGCGUUUAGUUUACGCCAGCUCUGCCCAGGCUCAAACCCCAGCAACCCAGUAUCAACCACAAAGCAGUCAAAUACAAUACCAGUCGUCUCCUGGUCAGGCUCAAUACUACCCACCUCAGUCAGCAUCGACGACACGCAUGGUACAGUACACACCACAGACAUCCUAUCAAGUGCAGUCAGUUCAAGCCUAUAGUAGUCCGCCGCAACAGCAGAUCCACGUAGCUUCGCGCCAAGUCUUGCAGCCACAGGUUCAAACAGCGACGUAUCAGCCCCAGCAAACUAUGUACCAGCCCACGCAGGUCUCCUCAACCCCCGUGCAGGCCCAAGUGAUGAGAGUGAGCCAGCCAUCGUCACAGCAACAGAUUCAGGUGCAGCAGCAAAUACAACCGCAGCAGCGUCAAUACGUGCAGAAUGCGGGGAAACCUAUCGACCGGGCCGCUUAUCCGAUGGGAGCAGAAGCCAAUCAGCAGCUUACAGGGUAUCAGCCAAUGGGGAGGGCUGCGCCGGUUGGUGUGGCCACGCCCCCGCAGCAGCAGCAACUACAACAGUACCAACCAUCGCAACAGCGGAGCCACCUCCAAUUGGCGGCAGCGCAGCAGCCGAGGUCCGUGCCACAGUCGCCGUCACAGAGACCGCCUACGAGUCCUUCGGGCGCUACCCCAAAACUUCGUCAACUCGUACGUCUUUUGAUAAGCUAG